Stegodyphus dumicola is the source of this 1889-nucleotide messenger RNA. Its product is annotated as 14-3-3 protein zeta. The record is from RefSeq and is a predicted model, not a curated record. Lineage: Eukaryota; Metazoa; Arthropoda; Arachnida; Araneae; Eresidae.
GUAAUUUCGAGCGUGCUGCUGUUGCUGAGCAACGGCUGACGUCACGGUCCUUUCGCUUACAUGUGUAUCCCCGUAUAAAGAGAAAGCAUCGACCGGCGUUAACUUGACAUCGCAGGGAUUCUUCGUUAGCUGUGUUUAAUAAACUCUUACGUUCAAAAUGGAUAAAGAUGAAUUGGUGCAGAGGGCUAAGUUGGCCGAACAAGCUGAACGUUACGAUGAUAUGGCUUCGGCUAUGAAACAAGUGACGGAAACUGGAGUGGAGCUCAGCAAUGAAGAGAGGAAUCUUUUGUCCGUAGCCUACAAAAAUGUGGUUGGUGCUCGAAGAAGUUCAUGGAGAGUAAUUUCCAGUAUAGAGCAGAAAACAGAAGGCAGUGAAAAGAAGCAACAAAUGGCCAAGGAAUAUCGUGAGAAAGUUGAAAAAGAGUUGAGAGAGAUCUGCUAUGAUGUUUUAGGCUUGCUAGAUAAUUUCCUUAUCCCAAAAGCGAGCAAUGCUGAGAGCAAAGUUUUUUAUCUGAAAAUGAAGGGUGACUAUUACAGGUACUUAGCAGAAGUUGCCACUGGAGAUCAAAAAAACAGUGUUGUCGAAGAAUCACAGAAGGCUUACCAAGAGGCAUUUGACAUCAGUAAAAAUAAAAUGCAGCCAACUCAUCCUAUACGUUUGGGGCUUGCCUUGAACUUUUCAGUAUUUUAUUUUGAAAUAUUGAAUUCUCCAGACAAAGCUUGCCAGUUAGCAAAACAGGCAUUUGAUGAUGCAAUAGCAGAAUUAGACACACUAAAUGAAGACUCUUAUAAAGACAGUACACUUAUCAUGCAGCUCCUUAGAGAUAAUUUAACGCUUUGGACAUCAGAUACUCAAGGUGAUGGCGAAGAGCAGCCAGAAGCUGGAGACAACUGAUAGUCGUGCAGCACUACCUAUUUUGAACACGUCCCCAGCCUCAAACAAAAAGCCUUUAAUUGUUAUUGAUUGCACCACCAUCUGAGCAUAGCCCAAAACUGUUUGAAGAUCAUUAGUUUACGUUUAAAAACUUAACAGUGAUGCCUUCAAUCGGAAUUCUUUGAAUUUGGAAAAAAGCCUUGUGGUAUGUGUCUUCUCUGAGCAUUCAUCAUUUGCUGCAGAGUAUUGGGCUUGCCAGAACUAAGCCACAAAAAAAAAGCUGGUGGUUUUUUUUUUUUUUUUUUCUCUUUAUGGUCAAACCAGACCUUGCAAGUUAGUGCUCAGUCUGUUUGAAAUCAAUCUCAUAUGAGCACAACUUGCCUAGUCUGGAUCAAAUACACAAUUGGAAAUUUCCAUACAGCAGAAAGUUUCAUGUAUUUGCUAUAUAAUAGCUGUUCUAGGUUUAAUUUUAUGGCCAAAUAUGUAACUUCAGUUCACUUUUUUAACCUAUGUCAGUAACCCUGUAUAAUGUGGUGAUAGCUAAGUUAUUUUGAAAGUUUGACUGUGACGUGGCAAAAUAUCCUGUUAUUUUUUAAACUAAAUUCUGGUUUGGCCCAAAAUUAAACUUUGGGAUUUUAAUUUCUUAUAAAUUGUAAACAUGUCAUUCAAUAUUUUGUACAUCCAUAUGGUCAGUAUUAGUUUAUGUUGUGAUUUCUUUAAAUAGGUCUUAACAGGUAUUAAUUGAUCAGUAACAAAGACUACUAUUGGCCGUAGUGGGUAAUAUCAAAAUUAGUUUAAGCAUUUCAAGCAAUGUCACAUCCCAUACAUCUUGUGCUUGCAUCUUUUUUAAUAUAAAAUGCUGUGUAGAACAAAUUGUCUACUUCUAUAAAUUUAAGUCUGUUGAACUAACGUGAUCUGCUAGAAAUGUUGCUGAAAGCUUCAUUUGUACUUUUUCUGUAUAUUGCAUACCAAGCCAAAUAAUGUGAAAUUUUCAGCAGUUUAAAAGAAUAUAUUU